AUGACAUUCUUUGCUUCUCCGCAUGUGAACCAUUUACCUGACGAGAUUUUGGGCGAUAUCUUCGUAAUUGGGCUCUGUAAUGUUUACCCUAAAUCGAAGCAGCGGUAUCGAAGCACCAUUUCCUCCGUUUGCAGACGUUGGCGCUUGUUGGCCCUGAACGAGGCCAAGCUCUGGACGGAGAUUUCCCUCGAGGUAACAGGCCUGGGAGUAUCGCACGUUGGUUCUUCGGCUGCUGUCCGAUCUCCCCUUUGGGAUGGGAUGGAUAACGUAGAUGAAGCACUGCCCUUGAAAUCUUCAGACGCCGCCCAGCUGGAGCGCGCAGCCGUGUGGCUCCGUCGGUCAAAGAAUGCACCAUUGUGUCUGUCCAUGUUAUUUCGCGCUACUCCGGCAAGGGUUCAGAAAUACUUCAGGCAAUUGGUGACGCCCCAUUUCCAUCGUUGUAAAUCCUUGGAACUCCGAUUGCUCGAACCAGACCAGACCGUUAUCAAUUAUACCGCACUUUGGCUUCCUCUUCCCGGUACAUCACACUCUUGCCUCGAUGACGUCCGAAUCCACAUGGAGCUUGGUCACAGAGGUUAUGGGAAUGUAAUCGAUCUGGGCCCUUCUCUCACGUUACGCCGACUCUACAUCGAAAUGGACGUAUUCUGCGGAAGGUUUCGAUCUGGUUUUGGGGUUGCGGGCGAGGUCGAACUAUGUGGUUUAUCCUUGGAAGCCGCUUCCGAUAUCCUGGGACACUGUCGUGAUGUAAAGAAAAUUACGAUGCGGAAUCCUACGAGACGCCUCUCUCCAUUGCCUGACUCUCUGUCGUUUCCCAGCCUUGAGGCGCUUCAUUUUCCGAGUCUCCCUAAUUUUCCCAUCCAAAAUGCACCAAACCUCAAAUCCCUCAGCUCCGACCAUUUUUAUUCUCCAGGACAAUGGCUACAUUUAGAUCCCGCUACCCGUGAUAGUGUUGGCCGUGUCCUCACUGGACUUGAGGUACUGCGUGCGCGUGUUAACGCGGACUCCAUAAGCCUGAUCGAGCCUUUUGUGUGUUCCGAAAAGCUCAAGAUGAUACGCGUGCCACCAGUAACUUGGCAGGCAGGUGAAAUCUGCUUGUUCAUUCAGUUCCUCCGUACCACCAUCGAUCCGUCGCCCCGUCUCUCCAACCAUGAGCGGAGACUGCAUUUACCCUUCCCCGGUUUAAAACUGCUUGUAAUCCACAUCAAACAAAAAGGCCUCGAAAGUUGGGAUAGACAUCCCGCCUGGUUUGAACCAUUACUCAGACUCGUUCGAGCCCGCCCGAACCUAACCUUCGUUAGCGAUGCGCCUCCUUUCACUGCAGGCACUCCUCCGGGACUCGACCCUCUGGCGCGGAGAAUACACUUCAUCCCCUCUCGACUUAAACUGGAGAACGACGAACUCAUUAGGCGUUUCCUACACUAA
Molecule: messenger RNA, 1422 nt
Organism: Cantharellus anzutake
Lineage: Eukaryota; Fungi; Basidiomycota; Agaricomycetes; Cantharellales; Hydnaceae
Exons: 1
Coding region: 1-1422 (473 amino acids)
Molecular function (GO): protein binding
Source: RefSeq, a predicted model, not a curated record